AUGGACGACGCCAUCCUCCCUGUUUUUGAAUCCCUCAACACAAUCCAAACCAACAACAUGCAAGCGAGUAUGGAGCGCAGCUAUUCACCAGUGUCCCGGCUCCCAUCCACCGAGCCGGAAAGCAGCAGACCGCCAUCUCAGUCGACGCACCACCAGACACGGCGACCCAAAAGCAACACCCGGAGUCAAACGCCAAGCCGCGGCGGGCGCCGCAGUAGGCUCUCGAGGCAGGGCUCGCUGUCGGCAAGGAAUUCCAGUGGCCGGGACACCGACCGCCAUGCCGCCCCGAGCCAGCAAAAGUCGCGGGCCAAGAGCCUCCCGGGGCGCGCGGGGCGUAUCAAGGCCAGGGCGACAUUCCUCGACGACAUCAGGCAUGAGGUCAUGGUGAACCACCUGUACCAGCAACAGUGCUCUCGCCUCUGGGUCUCGGACGGCAACGGCGUCCUCGAGGGCGUCGUUGUGCGCAAGACCGCUGACAAGUACAUGAGCUGUCCCCCAGAGCUUGCUGCCUCGGCGUUCGCACAGUCCAUGGCCGCCCUGGGCGUUCAGUGCGCCAUGACGGUAAAUUCCCGCAUCAUCAAGUCAUUUCUGGCGUGGAACCCGGGCGCUAUUGACGUGCCGUUGAAGAAUGGCCUCCGCAUCCAGAUUUUGCCCGGCGUACGGGACCUGGCCAGGGCAAGGAAGCAGCAAUGCGCGGCCUUCCUCGCGGCUGAGGGUCUCCUCGUCGUGUGGGAUGACGACGCAAUGCACCUCAUCGAACGAGCGACAAGCAUCCAGGACGAGCUCAUGCGCCUCGUCUGGAGGACUGAGGCGCCCGCGGAUGGGGCCACGGCUGACAAUGUCUUCGGGACGGAAAAGAAAGAGCAGAUGGUCGAUGCAGAGACUGGCGAGAUCAACCCCCAGAAGAGACAGAGGCACAAGCAGAACGCCGUGCUGGUCAGCCUGACCCUCUGUCUUAUCACUGCCUCUAUUGGAGCUGCCCUGCGGCAACUCGUCAUCGAGUCGGCUUUGGACCUGGCAUGGCUUCGCAUAGCACUGAUCAGCCUGUUUCCGAUUUCCAUCUUCUUCACCCUCUUCUUCUGUCAGGUCAUCUGGGGGUCCGGUGCCCAGAUGGUCGGCCCCGUCCGCCAGAUGAAGACCAACUCCAAGUUCUUCUCAGCAGAAACGUCCACUCGCCUGCAGAACUCCAUCCUUCCCCACGUCACCAUCCAGUGCCCCGUCUACAAGGAAGGCCUUGCCGGUGUCAUCAUGCCCACCGUCAAGUCCGUCAAGGCCGCCAUGACGACUUACGAGCUCCAAGGCGGCUCGGCGAACUUGUUCAUCAACGACGACGGGCUGCAGCUGCUGGACGAGGAGGAGCGCCAGGCCCGCAUCCAGUUCUACUCCGAGAACGGCAUCGGCUGGACGGCUCGGCCCCGUCAUGGAGACAAGGGCUUCCAGCGCCGCGGCAAGUUCAAGAAGGCCUCCAACAUGAACUACGCCCUCAUGAUCUCGUGCAGGCUCGAGGACAAGCUGGUUCGCGUCCAGCGCCACGCCAGGUGGACCCAGAAAGACGAGGCGCAGGCCUACUGCGACGCUCUGGCCGAGGUGAACAAGGAGAUGGAAGGUCGUGCGUGGAUGGACGGCAACAUCCGCAUUGGCGACUACAUCUUGCUUAUCGACUCUGACACUCGUGUCCCCGAGGACUGUCUGCUUGACUCCGUGUCAGAGAUGGAGCAGUCUCCCGAGGUCGGGAUCCUGCAGUUCUCAUCCGGCGUCAUGCAGGUCGUCCACACGUACUUCGAGAACGGCAUCACGUUCUUCACCAACCUGAUCUACUCUGCCAUUCGCUACACCGUCGCCAACGGCGAUGUCGCCCCCUUCGUCGGGCACAACGCCGUGCUCCGCUGGUCCGCCCUCCAGACUGUCAGCUACGAGGACGAGGACGGCUACGAGAAGUUCUGGUCCGAGUCCCACGUGUCCGAGGACUUCGACAUGUCCCUCCGCCUCCAGUGCUCGAGCUACAUCAUCCGCCUCGCCACCUGGGCCGGCGAGGACUUCAAGGAGGGUGUGUCCCUGACGGUCUACGACGAGCUGGCGCGCUGGGAGAAGUACGCGUACGGCUGCAACGAGCUGCUGUUCCACCCGAUCCGCAAGUGGCCCGUAAUGGGGCCCUUCACGCCGCUGUUCCGCAAGUUCCUGUGCUCGGGCAUCCCGACCACGUCCAAGAUCACCGUGGUGUCGUACAUCGGCACCUACUACGCCAUCGCCGCGGCCUGGAUCAUGACGAGCACAAACUACUUCCUCUACGGCUGGUUCAGCGACUACCUCGACCGCUACUACGUCGACUCGUGGCAGGUCUGGUUCUCCAUCAUCAUCGUCUUCAACGGCCUCGGCAACAUCGGCCUCGCCGCCAUGCGCUACCGCGGCCACCAGAUGAGCUUCUUCGGCUGCCUGCUCGAGAACCUCAAGUGGAUGGUCCUCCUGGCCAUCUUCCUCGGCGGCCUCAGCCUGCACGUCUCACAGGCCAUCCUGUCGCACAUGUUCGAGAUCGACAUGACCUGGGGCGCCACCAGCAAGGAGGCCGAGUUCUCCAACUUCUGGAUCGAGGUUCCCAGGGUCAUCAAGAGGUUCCGCUACUCGAUGAUAUUCUCUGUUACUACGAUCGUCGUCAUGAUUAUCUUGGGCGUCGCACCUUUCAUACCUUACGGCUGGCGCAUCACCGACUUCGUGGCUAUCCUGCCCAUGGCGACGGUCGCUGUCUCGCACAUGCUGUUGCCUAUUGCCCUGAACCCCGCCCUGAUGAAAUUCUCUUGGUAA
Messenger RNA from Diaporthe citri, 2799 nucleotides. RefSeq lists its product as uncharacterized. The record is from RefSeq and is a predicted model, not a curated record. NCBI's taxonomy places the organism in Eukaryota, Fungi, Ascomycota, Sordariomycetes, Diaporthales, Diaporthaceae. The transcript has 3 exons. The coding region runs from base 1 to 2799 and encodes 932 amino acids.